AUGAAUGAUAACAAUAUCUGUGAACAAAUUACGCAAAAUUUAAUUAAAUAUGAUGUUACUGUGGUUUUUGGUAUUGUUGGUAUCCCUAUUGUGGAACUAGCCAAUCAUUUUAUCAACUCCAAAAAAAUCAAAUUUAUUCCUUUUAGAAAUGAACAGGCCGCUUCGUAUGCAGCUUCAUGCUAUUCUUAUUUGAUGAGUAAUAGCAGCAAAAGUAAAAUAUGUGGCUUGCUAGUUGUUGGCGGACCAGGUAUUAUCCACGCAUUAAGCGGUGUAUUUAAUUCUAUUGAAAAUAAAUGGCCAUUAUUGGUUAUGGCCGGUAGCUUAGAGGCUUCAAGUUUAUAUAAGGCUGGCGGCAGUGGAUUUCAAGAGUUAGAUCAGGUUAAUUUAUUAAGUAAUUUCCAUAUCAAUUUCACUGGUAGAUUAGAUACUAAUAUUCCUAAUUGUCCUGAUAGGGUAUUUCAUAAAGCCAUAAAUGGUUGUAUUCAGUCCAAUAAUGUUUCUUACAUAGAUAUUCCGGGGAAUUUAAUAUCUAAUAACAAUGGUACUAAUAAUAAUACCUCUAUUAAUACAACUUCUAGUAGCAAAUACAACAUAACUUCUUUAAAAAUUAGACCGGAUCCAAAUGCUAUCAAACUAAUUGCUUCGACUAUUAUAAGAAAAAGCAAAAUGAACUUGCUAUUGGUGGUUGGUAAAGGCGCUGUUAAUUCAUCUGCAGCAAUAAGAAAAUUUGUUAAUAAGUACCAGAUACCGUUUUUGCCGACUCCAAUGGCAAAGGGGAUAAUAGAGGACUCUAAUCCGUUGAACGUUUCUUCUGCAAGAUCGGCAAGUUUGCAAAAAGCAGAGUUGGUUAUUGUUUUGGGUGCUAGAUUAAAUUGGAUCUUACAUUUUGGUGAAUCACCCAAGUGGAAUGAUAAUGUACAAUUUAUUCAGGCCGAUAGGGAUCCAAAAAGUUUAGAAUUUUCCAAUGACACCAAUAAAUACGUUGGCUGUUUGGGCGAUAUUGAUUUAUUUGUUAAUGAUUUAAUGGCUAGUUUGGAUCUUGAAAUUGCCACCAACAAUACUUUAAAAUUAAAUAACUUGAUUCAACUAGUCAAAAAACAAAUCGAAUGGAAUGUUGAAAAAUUAAAAUUAAAAGAGUCAAAACCAGGUUACCAAAAUUUGCUGACCUAUAACCAAGUUUAUUCAAACAUCAGAAGCCACUUAAUUGAUUCAGAAACCAUUAUUGUGGCCGAAGGGGCCAAUACUAUGGACAUUGCAAGAAUCUCAUUUCCAACAGAUUAUCCUAAGAGAAGGUUAGACGCGGCAACUACCGCUACAAUGGGCUGUGGAUUACCGUAUGCUAUAACUGCUAAAUUAACUAACCCAGACAAAUUAAUACUAUGUAUUCAAGGUGAUUCUGCAUUUGGUUUUUCUGGAAUGGAGUUAGAAACUGCUCAUAGAUGUAACUUACCAAUUAUUGUUAUCGUAAUGAACAACAGCGGGAUAUAUCAUGGGUAUAUUAAAAAUAAAAAUGAGACCGGAAACCUUUGUCCUUCUACUGCUCUAAGCAAAAAUUGUAGGUACGAUUUAGUGGCACGUGGUUUAGGUUUUAAAGGGUACUUGGUACAUGAUUUAAGAGAACUAAAUGAAGCUUUUAUCAAAGCUGUUAAAGACUAUAAAGAAAAUGGAGUGGGUAGUUUAUUAAAUGUUAUCAUAGAGCCUGGAAAACAAGGGAAAUUAGAGUUUGGUUGGCAAGGUAAAAACGGAACAAACACUGCCGCUAGAGCCAAAUUAUGA
Messenger RNA from Saccharomycodes ludwigii, 1776 nucleotides. It is a transcript of the gene PXP1, whose product is annotated as putative indolepyruvate decarboxylase family protein. Gene Ontology annotation, molecular function: catalytic activity; magnesium ion binding; thiamine pyrophosphate binding. The transcript has a single exon. Lineage: Eukaryota; Fungi; Ascomycota; Saccharomycetes; Saccharomycodales; Saccharomycodaceae. Gene Ontology annotation, biological process: fatty acid alpha-oxidation. Bases 1 to 1776 code for a protein of 591 amino acids. The record is from RefSeq and is a predicted model, not a curated record. Gene Ontology annotation, cellular component: peroxisome.